Carlito syrichta (Philippine tarsier) is the source of this 1050-nucleotide messenger RNA. Its product is annotated as olfactory receptor 8B12-like. Gene Ontology annotation, cellular component: membrane. The coding region runs from base 118 to 1050 and encodes 310 amino acids. The record is from RefSeq and is a predicted model, not a curated record. Gene Ontology annotation, molecular function: G protein-coupled receptor activity; olfactory receptor activity; odorant binding. NCBI's taxonomy places the organism in Eukaryota, Metazoa, Chordata, Mammalia, Primates, Tarsiidae. The transcript is spliced from 2 exons. Gene Ontology annotation, biological process: sensory perception of smell; G protein-coupled receptor signaling pathway.
CAGUUGUGGAUAGAGUUCACCAGAAGACCCUAAGAUGAAGACUCAUGUUAAAGUGAUUUCUUUGGAGGUAUUCCAGGGAGAUCCAGUAGAGGAAUGCAGAAACUCUCAUAGAGCAGAAUGACUGCAGAAAACUCCUCUGUGACAGAGUUUAUCCUCGCAGGCCUAACAGACAGUCCGGGACUCCAGAUCCCCCUCUUCUUUCUGUUUCUAAGUUUCUAUGUGGCUACAGUGGUGGGGAACCUGGGAUUGAUAACCCUAAUAGGGCUGAACUCUCAUUUGCAUAUUCCCAUGUACUUUUUUCUCUUCAACUUGUCCUUCAUUGAUUUUAGUUACUCUACUACUCUUACCCCUAAAAUGCUGAUGAGUUUUGUCUCAAAGAAGAACAUUAUUUCCUAUGCAGGGUGUAUGACUCAGUUUUUUUUCUUCUGUUUCUUUGUCUUUUCUGAAUCGUAUAUUUUAUCAGCAAUGGCAUAUGACCGCUAUGUGGCUAUAUGUAAACCACUGUUGUGCAUGGUUACCAUGUCUCCCCAGGUGUGUUUGCUCCUUUUGUCAGGUGUCUAUGGCAUGGGGAUUUUUGGGGCUGUGACUCAUAUGGGAAACAUAAUGUUUAUGACCUUUUGUGCAGACAACCUUGUCAAUCACUAUAUGUGUGACAUCAUUCCCUUCCUUGAGCAGUCCUGCAACAACUCUUACAUACAUUUACUGGUGGUCUUUAUUGUUGUGACCAUUGGCAUUGGGGUGCCCAUUGUUACCAUUUUUAUCUCUUAUGGUUUUAUUCUUUCUAGCAUUCUCCACAUUAGCUCCACAGAGGGCAGAGCCAAAGCCUUCAGUACUUGCAGUUCCCAUAUAAUUGUGGUAUGUCUUUUCUUUGGGUCAGGUGCUUUUAUGUACCUCAAACCACCUUCCAUUUUACCCUUGGACCAGGGGAAAGUGUCUUCUGUUUUUUAUACUGCUGUGGUGCCCAUGCUCUACCCAUUAAUCUAUAGCCUGAGGAACAAGGAUGUCAAAGUUGCCCUGAAAAAAACCUUAAGCAGAAAAUUGUUCUCUUGA